Messenger RNA from Pomacea canaliculata, 4023 nucleotides. RefSeq names its product synaptoporin-like. Lineage: Eukaryota; Metazoa; Mollusca; Gastropoda; Architaenioglossa; Ampullariidae. The record is from RefSeq and is a predicted model, not a curated record. Gene Ontology annotation, cellular component: synaptic vesicle; synaptic vesicle membrane.
AUCGCAGCAUUUCAUUUACUGCUCGAGAAUUUACAAGAUGGAAGCUGCAGGGAAGGUUGUAGCAAUGGGGUUUAAUUUGUCUGCUUUGAAGGAGCCAAGAGGGUUCAUCAAAAUCAUUCAGUUUGUGCUGUCAUUUUGCAUUUGCCACUACUACAAGUUUCAGCUCCUCGACCACGUUCCGUGUGAAGUGUGUGAAUGCCACAGAGGAAUCUGUGACAUUUUCAUAUGGGUAUCCGAUGGACCUGGAGAGUGUUUGUAUCAAGCUCCCAGUGUGUCCAGGAGCCUCUACUACGCCAGGACUAGAUAAGUUCUGCCUGCUGGCAGGUGCCAAGCCAGCUGCUGAGUUCUAUGUCUUUGUUGGGGUUAUUGUGAUGCUUUAUUCACUGGCUGCUCUAGUCAUCUACAUCUUCUUUGAUGAGUUGUAUCGCAAAAACAACAGACUUAUUAUAGUGGACUUUGUGGUUUCGGUUGUUCUGGCACUUCUGUGGCUGAUCUCCUCUUCAGCUUGGGCUUCAGGUCUGUCCCAUGUGAAGGAAUAUACUGAUCCUUCUGAGGGAGGCAUAUAUUCCCCAAGGUUUCCUGAGUGUUCGGUCAAGGACUCCUGCUCAACAGAGAACGUUGGAAAUUAUGGAUCACUGAAUGCUUCCAUAAUCUUUGGCUUCCUCAACAUGAUGGUGUGGCUGGGGAAUCUAUGGUUCCUGUACAAGGAGACUCCAUGGUUCAAGAUCCAGUCGAAACCACCUUCAGCUCCAGAACAGAGCCAAGGGGGUGCCAAUGUGUACUAGGAAACGUCACAUGUCUCUGGCAUGCCACCACAUCCGUGCUUCUUUCGACUGUGCAUCACAGAGCAACAAAACAUUCGUGGAGCUCUGGCCAAUAUGCAACACCAGCACUUAUCAUUGUGCCAUGCAAACAAAGGAAGGCCAACAAAAGCAGAGAAUUUACCAGCAGCAUAAAAAUUGAAGAAAGUGCGGCUUCCUUGCUGGAGCAUUAACAAAAGAAGACCUACUCUGAAGAAGAAAGAGUAGUAUGGAUGCACCUUUCGCUAUACCAAUAACCCUCCUUUCUUCACCAAUGUAUAAGGACUUAGCUGAUGUUGCUUUCAGUUAGCUGCUACCACACUACAUGUUACUAUCCUAAUGACGAGAAACCAUUGCUAGUUACCAUAGCACUUAUCAUUUUCUGUCUAUGAAGAUUCUGAUUCUGUUGUCUUUAAUCCAUGUAGUCAUAGAUGAUCUGAAGUUUGAAAGCUGACAAGUACAGCACACAUCCAUAUUGAUCAUAGUGCAGUUUUGCAUUUAUCACCGUAGCCUAAAUAUUAUUGUAAUCUGAUCGAUAAUCUGACCUUCACAUAUGCAUGUAGUGGUUUAUAUUUGUGUUCUUUGCGACACUAAAAGACUGAAGCAGAAGUGAUGUUUUUCUGCUGUCUGGUGAGCUUUAUUGCCACUGUACUUGUAUGUGAGCAAUUUGUUGUUGUUAGUGAUACAUCAUAGUGUAAAGAACAUCUGCCAGGAUUGAGCUGUAUUUGUGUUGCAGUAGAGCCACAUUACAUUUCCCUAGAUGCAGCAGAUUCUGAGCAUCUUACCAUGUGAUAGUUCAUGCAAGCAGCAGUGUUGUAUCAUGUAUUUUGUUGCUCCUUUUAAAAGUAAAUAAUGUUGAUCCUAAUUGUGACAAGUGUUGAUGUUAAUAAUAAGAAUAAUUUAUUGUCAAAUGCAUAAUUCACUUGUUUUCUUUAAUUUUCCAUGAUUUAACUAUGAAGCUGGUUUUCUCUGGAUAAUCUAUCAGUUUUUGUUUGGUUUUAGUUUUGGAAGGGGAGGUAUGUUUUUCUUGCAUAUAGCAAUCUAAUUAUUCAGUCCUAAAACUCCAGUGUCUGAAAAUUAGACUAGUAACUUAAGUCUUCAUACAGCAUUAAGAGUUUUGUGCAAGGUCCAUAAAACUGCUACAGAAACUAUUUUUGUAACUGACCAUAGAAUCACAGAAUAUCAGCUCCAUUGGCAUCGACUGCAAGCAUCAUGUGUACCCAUUAUUGCCAGUUCAUGCACAGAGUGCUCAUAGUAUUUUUUUUUUGGCUCACUAUGAAGAAUGCAAUCGUGUUUGGAUAUUUCUGAGCACUGAGGACUUGUUCCUUUGCAGUUAUUUCAUGCAACUGCAUGGCUGAUCCAUACUUGUAAAGUUAAUGUCAUGCAUUGCAUGGUGUUAGUUUUGGAAACAAUACCUAAGCUUUCUGGGUUUUUAUUUUUUCCGUUAUAGCUUUAGUCCUAGGUCAGGCGCUAGGUUGUUUACCAAUGGUAGCAGUGUGUUGGGGAAACUGCAUAUUCAUUCAAGCAUCUUGUGAAGUGCACACUUGGGUAAACAAACUUGUUGAUCAUGGAAUAAGAAAUAAGAUAGUAACACAGAAGAUAACUUACCUAUUUCAUUGACCUCCAUAUUUUGUUGUGAAUGUGUUCGUUGUCCCAUUACACUUACAAUUAAGAUGGUUCUACCCUUGGAAUUAUGCCCAGUCCUGAUCUAUUUGCACUUACCCAACUCCAUAACCAACCAUAAUCUAUUACUGCUCAUGUCUUCAGAUUUAAGGUAUUUUCUUAAUAGUUACUAGUCUUUGAGAUUGAGUGCAGACGACAGGCUGUGCUUAGUAGAUACAACAGACCUGGUUACUCCUAGGAUUUUGGAGUGGCUAACAAAUUGCUGUUUUAGAGCAAACAAAAAAUGUUUUUUGAUUUUCAGUUUUUGGUGUGCUUCCUGUUAUUAGUCAUGUUGAUUUAGCCUUGGUAUUUCAAUGGAAAAUAAAAGAUUUCUAAAAUUUACUGAACUGAUCCAUGACAAAGGAAUACCUAAUUUGUGUACAGCAUUGUGACCUAAUAAAAUACUUCUUGUUCUGUCAAGAAUGCUUUUUUUCUGAUUAAGAAUACUCUUCAUCUUAGUCUACAGUACCCAGGUCUAGCACUGGGGCCAGCCCAACCACCCUCUCAUGGAGCAUUGCUGAUCUCAAAUAAUGUUUACUUUUUUCUUGUUCUUCACCAACAACAGAAACUGGCAGUAAAACUCUCAAUGUUAGUGUGACAUCGAGUACAGUGUCUAAUAACAUGUUAAAUAAUACACCACCGUCUUUACUCCCUAUACAGCUGGUUUUUUUUAUUGGUAGAACUGACCUGCUUGAAAAUUGUUUCCCCUAUUUUGAGUUCUGUGCUUUACAAUUGAAAUUCUUAAUUUUUAUAAUCAUUGUGAAGUAGCAGAUAAAGAUAUACUGUAACAACACUAAGGAAGGAUCAAAUUUCGCCACGCUUCUUUACCACUGAAGAUUUUCGCCAGCAGAUCUCUGAACAUUCCUAGAGAUUUUAUUGAAUAAUCAUGUGUGCCAGCACCGGGAUGGUUUGCUGGCUGCAUUAUGUCAUGUGCUCCUGCACCAUGCCUCCAGUUCUGAGAUGACAGCAGCAGAUGUUUUCAUCUAGUUUGAUACCAGUUAUUUAUGCAAAAGCAAUUUUUGAAAAUAUUUUUGUGUAGGAUUGAUGAUGCUUGCCUUAACAGCAUAAUGCUUAAAUUAUGGUGAUAAUUUUGUUGAAGGGUUUUUUUUUACUUAUUUAUUUAGUUUUUUUUUUUUUUGGUUCUUGGUUUUUACAUAGAAACACUAAGUACAUUGGUUCAGUGGUAGACUUAUCAACAGAGCUUAUUAAAACUUAUCAGAAAAUAACUGAUAAGUAGUAUAAUGAAUUUUUUUGCUCUGGGAAGACAUUGCCAUAUCUACUCAUGUUAUGCCAACGGUUUAAACAUGAUCAGGUCAAAUUGCUCAUGGACUUAUACAACCUUUAAAACAAACACCAAAAUGUAAGCAGUGAAAGAGUUCAGAUAAAAAAAAAAUGACCUGCAUGGUAGAUUUGACUAUUAUUAAUAUUAACUUAUUUGUCAAGGGGUUUUGAGAAUGUCCUAAUGCUAAUCAAUGCUGAACAAUGUUCGCAGUGGUGUAUAUGUUCAGUGUUCCUAUAUCUUUUUCACAUGUACACAUACAUGGAUAAACUGUUACACAUA